UCUUUGUUUUCACUUAUUUUAAUGAAGUGAUUAGCUUUGUUAAUCUCAUUGUUUAACUAAUGGUACAAUUUGAGUCAUUAGCCAUUUUCUACAUACUCCCAGUAACACUUCAAUACAUAAUGUAUAAAAAGUACAGGAGAUUAAGGCCUCCAAAGGAACCCAAGUGAGUAAUGUAUAUUUAAAUAAAGGAAUUUACAAUUAUAUGAGCAGUAAAUGUAAUCCAACAAAUGUAUGAAAUGUUGCAGAAAUGUUUUUCACAGCAGCUUAAUUGCCUUGCUUAAUUGAUUCGUCAAUUAAGUAGGGAAAGCACAGGUGAAGCUAAUUAAGUCAUUAAGGCUUAAUAGGUUUGAGUGUCCCAGGAGCAAAACUAAAUGGGAUGCAGCCGUUAUUAAUGCUAUUAAUUACAACUGCAGAGUGUUAAAAUGGUCCAUUUAAAGAAAAUAAAGACCUAACAGCUAUUUGGCACAUAUGAAAUCAAAAAUUUUAUCAAGGUUAUUUUGUGGCCAGUCACACUUUGUUGGGUCCCCGUUUGUACCAGUGUAACCACAAUGAUUAGUAAGGAUGGGUGCCCUAAAUCAUAUAGCUGUGGCCUAUAUUUUGUAAUGCGGAGAGCAGCUUUGUGUCCUUCAAGGACUUUUGACCAUAACUUUCUUCCACUAAACUAUUUCUUUGCAGUAGGUCUUUCGGUCACUUCAUGCCAGCACAGUAAUCUACCUAUCACACCAGAAGACUGAUAUUGUUUGAUUCACGUUAUUUUUAAACGUCUUUAGUCCCACUUAAGUCUUGAUAAUGAAUUCGUAUACAGUCACUGUAUUGCCAUAACCGCAAGUGGGGCCAUUAAUACUUGAAAAUUGUGUUUGUGACUUAUUAAUUGCGAAAAUAAUCUUUCCGGACCGUGGGACGAAACAUGUCGUUCGGUAUAACGGUUGAUUCACUCUUUCCUGCAGGUGACCAUAGCAACAGUAUCGAUGUGGUUACUACAGCGGAACUCAUUAAUUGGCGGUUAACCCCUCCAUGUUAGCUAGAAAAAAACGUAAAAUGGAUGACAAUUUCGGUUUCCAUGUGUAGUUUUCUUCGGUAAAUUGACAUGGUAUGCUAUUAACCAUACAGUGGCGUCGGCGCUUGCGCUUCGAGUCCGUUAUUUGAGGAAAAAUGUUUUUUAAUUUUACUCGGCGGAUAAGGCCCACCACUCCCAUCACAUCCUGUCCACUCUGUCAGGAAACGUCGUUCAUUUUGGCUAAUUCAUUUGAGAGAGUGUGCUUGUUUACUACAGCGGCUAGUAUGUUACUAGCUGCUGUGAAAGGAGCGGAGGUGACAUCAUGCGUCUCCAGCGCUGUCAAGCCUCAGACAGCGAGCGCUGCCCCGCAAUGGACAGAAGUGACAACCCGAGCACCGUAGCCAUUAGCUAAACAUUGCCUCAGCUUUAGCAGAGCGUAUACACAGAUGAUGCUGCGUAAUUGCCGCUAAUCCUGCUGUGGUUUACAGCUGUGUACGGCACCUCACCUAGCCUGCGCUGAUCCUUCAAACAGGCAGCCUGCGUAUUUAUUCUGCAAAUUCAUGAUGGUCGCUGAUGGAAUAACAUUACAGUGAAAAUUGGCCCAUGACAUCCACCGUACAUUUACAUAAUAUGCAGUAGGCUAUAGAUGCGCACAGGCUCCCAAAACAACAAACAUGGGAUGCAUCAGGGCUUGUCUGCAGAGAAUAAGACGCAAGAUAAAGCUGGACCUGCUCAGAGAGCUGGGCCGACAGUAUCCAGUCUUCUGCUUUCUGCUUCUGGUCCUGCUGCUGUCCACUGUGCUUUUAAACAGAUAUAUUCAUAUAAUGAUGGUAUUUUGGUCCUUCCUGGCUGGUGUUGUUACUUUCUACUGCUCUUUGGGGCCUGAGUCACUGCUGCCCAACAUCCUAGUCUCCAUCAAACCAAAGAUCAAGUCAUACCAGCAGGAACUGUUUCCACUGGGCCACAGCUGUGCUGUUUGUGGAAAAAUCAAAUGCAAAAGGCACAGACCGACUUUAUUACUCGAAAACUAUCAACCGUGGCUUGACCUGGAAGUUCCUUCUAAGGUGGAUGCUUCACUUUCAGAGAUUCUGGAGCUUGUUCUGGAAAAUUUUGUGUAUCCAUGGUAUAGAGACAUCACAGAUGAUGAGGCGUUUGUUGACGAGCUGAGAGUGACUUUGCGUUUCUUCGCAGCUGUGUUGGUCCGUCGAACCCAGAAGGUUGAUGUUGCAUCCCUCAUCACGAAAAAGCUUCUUAAAGUUUCCAUGAAGCACAUUGAAAUAAUUACCAAAGCAAGACAGAAAGUAAAGAACACAGAGUUCCUUCAACAAGCCGCACUGGAGGAAUAUGGUCCUGACCUCCAUGUAGCACUCCGCUCUCGCAGAGAUGAGCUCCUUUACCUCAGGAAGCUCACAGAGAUGCUUUUCCCCUACAUCCUGCCACCCAAGGCUACAGACUGCAGAUCUCUUACUCUCCUGAUAAGAGAAGUCUUGGCUGGUUCUGUCUUCCUUCCUUCAAUGGACUACUUGGCUGAUCCUGACACAGUGAAUCUUUUACUUUUGAUAUUCAUCGACAACUCUCCACCUGAAGAAGCCACAGAGCCAACUUCAACGUUGGUUCCUUUCCUGCAAAAAUACUCUGAUAUUCGCAACAAAAAGCCCUCAGUGCUGAAGCUGGAGUUGAAGGAAAUCAGAGAACAGCAAGACCUUCUCUUCCGAUUCAUGAACUUUUUGAAGCAAGAGGGGGCUGUCCACGUGCUCCAGUUCUGCCUUGCAGUCGAGGAGUUCAACGAUAGGAUACUGUGCCCAGAGCUGUCUGACUCUGAGAAGAUGAUGCUUCACGAAGAGGUGAAGAAGAUCUAUGAGACCUACUGUUUGGACGAGAGCGUCGACAAGAUCCGCUUCGACCCCUUUAUUGUGGAAGAAAUACGCAACAUUGCUGAGGGUCUGUAUUCAGAGGUGGUGAAACUGCAGACCAUGAGAUGUUUGUUUGAAGCCUAUGAGCACGUCCUGUCCCUCCUGGAGAAUGUUUUCACACCUAUGUUCUGUCACAGCGAUGAGUACUUCCGCCAGCUUCUGAGAGGGGCCGAGUCCCCUGCCAGGAAUUCCAAAAUGAGCAGUUCCUGGGACUGGAGCCCCGAGUCCCCAUCCUCACUGUUCACCGCCUCUGGCAGCUCUUCACCUGCAUCCUUUAACUCCCUCCAUGCCCAGUCCACGUUCACAACUUUCCCAUACGGCUCGCUAUCCCACCGCCACUCAUCACCCAAGAACACGUCAAAGAGGGGCGAGUCCUUUGGGAUCAGCCGCAUUGGCAGUAAGAUCAAAGGGGUGUUCAAGAGCACAACCAUGGAGGGAGCGAUGCUGCCAUCCUAUGGGCUGGUGGAGGGAGAGGAUGAUAUGGUUGAGGAAGCCAUGAUGGUCCUGGAGGAUGACUCCCCAGUAGAGGCCGCCUCCACCCCCAGCACCCCCCGAAACCUCUCAGCCUGGAACAUCACCAUCCCUUACAUUGAUUUCUAUGACGACGAUGUGAAAAGGGAGAGGUUUCCUGUGUUCUGUAUUGAUGUGGAGCGCAAUGACCGGAAGGCAGUGGGACAUGAGACUGAGCAUUGGUCUGUGUACAGAAGAUAUCUGGAGUUCUAUGUCCUCGAGUCAAAGCUCACUGAGUUUCAUGGAUCAUUUCCAGAUGCACAACUGCCUUCCAAAAGAAUCAUCGGUCCCAAGAAUUACGAGUUUCUUACAUCAAAGCGGGAGGAGUUCCAGGAAUACCUUCAGAAACUUUUGCAGCACCCAGAACUGAGCAACAGUCAGCUUCUGGCCGACUUCCUGUCUCCUCACAGCAUGGAGUCUCAGUUCCUGGACAAGAUGUUACCGGACGUAAACCUGGGGAAAAUCAUUAAGUCCGUUCCCAGCAAACUGAUAAAAGAGAAAGGGCAGCAUCUGGAGCCUUUCAUUCAGUCCUUCUUCAACUCCUGUGAAUCUCCCAAACCCAAACCCAGCCGCCCCGAGCUCACUAUCCUCAGCCCCACUUCAGAAAAUGAUAAAAAGCUCUUCAAUGACCUGUUCAAAAACAAUGCUAGCCGAUCAGAAAUGGCUGAGAAGAGACACAAUCAGAACUACUUCAUGGAAAUGAUCACUGUCGAAGGGGUGUAUGACUACUUAAUGUAUGUGGCCCGAGUUGUUUUCCACAUCCCUGACUGGCUGCACCACCUGCUAAUGGGUGGAAGGAUCCUGUUCAAGAACACGCUGGAGGCCUACACAGAUUACUACCUUCAGUACAAAUUGAACCAGGUGGUCCAGGAGCACCGGCUAGUCUCACUCAUUACCCUGCUCAGAGACACUGUUUUCUGUGAGAGCAGUCCGCCCCGCUCGGUCCACAACAAGCAGAAGAGGGCGAAGAAGACCUUUGAGGAGAUGAUGAGAUAUAUUCCAGACUUUCUGGGGAAGUGUAUCGGAGAAGAAGCCAAGUAUGAAGGGGUGCGUCUCCUCUUCGACGGACUGCAGCAGCCAGUUCUCAACAAACAGCUGACAUAUGUACUUUUGGAUAUCGCUAUUCAAGAACUUUUUCCUGAACUAAACAAGCAAGUACAGAAGGAGACGUCUGUGAUGGCUCCAUGGAUGUAAAAUGGACCAACAGACACAAGCUAACAUGCUGACAUCUACACAUCUGCAGAGACUUUGUUUGGUCUGGUUACCUGAAACUGACCUGUAGAUUACAUGUACAGUAUUGAUCUAGAUACCCGUCACAGCGAGAAAACAUUAGGCUUUUCCUGCUGUAUGUGUCUUUUAAUGUGUAAAAUAAAUGAUACAUCAGUGUUGCACUGAGAAAC
Thunnus maccoyii (southern bluefin tuna) is the source of this 4820-nucleotide messenger RNA. RefSeq names its product sorting nexin-14-like. The coding region runs from base 1672 to 4614 and encodes 980 amino acids. Gene Ontology annotation, cellular component: late endosome. NCBI's taxonomy places the organism in Eukaryota, Metazoa, Chordata, Actinopteri, Scombriformes, Scombridae. Gene Ontology annotation, molecular function: phosphatidylinositol-3,5-bisphosphate binding. The record is from RefSeq and is a predicted model, not a curated record. The transcript is spliced from 30 exons. Gene Ontology annotation, biological process: autophagosome maturation.